Messenger RNA from Hippocampus comes (tiger tail seahorse), 3874 nucleotides. Its product is annotated as poly [ADP-ribose] polymerase 6. The coding region runs from base 319 to 2220 and encodes 633 amino acids. Gene Ontology annotation, molecular function: NAD+ poly-ADP-ribosyltransferase activity. The transcript is spliced from 24 exons. The record is from RefSeq and is a predicted model, not a curated record. NCBI's taxonomy places the organism in Eukaryota, Metazoa, Chordata, Actinopteri, Syngnathiformes, Syngnathidae.
UCACAUGACUUGGCUGUCUGCUCUCACUGAGCAUGCUCCAAACCCUUUAGUGUUGUCAGGCAAAAUACACGAGACAGCGGUCGGCGCGGCUUGAGCUGACGUUGACAAGCACACUGUCUCACAUCGUGGAGUUAUUUUUGAUGAUCUUGCUGUCGUCUGUGCUUGCAGGCGCCAGGCAGGAAGAGGCUGAGACAAGGACAGCAUCCUGCGUCUCCAUCCUCUGUGAAGGUGUGCAAGACAUCCUGGCUUCCUUCCCAGCUGCGAUGGUUGGCACGAGGCCUAAAGCUGUCUGAUUGAACCCGGAGAACAGCCGAACCGAUGGAUAUCAAAGGCCAGUGUUGGACCGACGAGGAAUCUGAUGGGGAGAACGAGCCGGAGCAAUUCCUGUACGGGAUCCAGGGGAGUUGCGCCGGUGACCUCUACCGCCAUCCUCAACUCGAUGCAGACAUUGAGGCAGUGAAAGACAUCUAUACUGACAGUGCUGUCUCCGUCAGGGAGUAUGGCAGCAUUGAUGACGUCGACAUCGAUCUUCAUAUUAACAUUGGCUUCCUCGAUGAGGAGAUUGCGACAGCUUGGAAAGUUAUCAGAACAGAGCCCAUUAUUCUGAGACUUCGCUUUUCUCUUUCUCAGUACCUCGAUGGGCCCGAGCCAUCAGUCGAUGUUUUCCAGCCUUCCAAUAAAGAAGGAUUCAGCCUUGGCUUGCAACUCAAAAAGAUCCUGAGCACAUUCACAUCCCAGCAGUGGAAGCAUCUCAGUAAUGAGUUCCUCAAGGCCCAGCAGGAGAAGAGGCACAGCUGGUUCAAAGCCGGCGGAACCAUCAAAAAGUUCCGCGCUGGGCUCAGCAUCUUCUCUCCAAUCCCCAAGUCCCCAAGCUUCCCCUUGAUCCAAGACACGGUCCUGAAAGGGAAGCUGAGCGUGCCUGAACUCCGCGUGACCCGCCUCAUGAAUCGAUCCAUCUCAUGUACAAUGAAGAACCCGAAAGGGGAGCUCUUCAGCUAUCCGCCAAAUAGCCAGACCGUGGCGGUCCCGGCGGCCAGGGCCCCUGCACAGAUCACCACCAGGCAGCUGAUUGAAUUGUUUUUCUCAUCCCAGGCGGGCGGGCACUGCAAGAACAUUCCCACACUGGAGUACGGCUUCUUAGUGCAGAUAAUGAAGUACUCCGAGCAGAGGAUCCCCACGCUUAAUGAGUACUGCGUGGUCUGCGAUGAGCAGCAUGUCUUUCAGAACGGAUCCAUGCUGAAGCCGGCCGUGUGCACAAGGGAGCUGUGCGUGUUCUCGUUCUACACGCUGGGCGUGAUGUCAGGGGCUGCAGAGGAAGUGGCCACCGGUGCAGAGGUGGUAGAUCUCCUUGUGGCAAUGUGCCGCGCUGCACUCGAGUCUCCACGCAAGAGCAUCAUCUUUGAGCCCUACCCCUCGGUGGUCGACCCCAAUGACCCCAAGACUUUGGCCUUCAACCCAAAGAAGAAGAAUUACGAGAGGCUGCAAAAAGCGCUGGACAGCGUCAUGUCUAUACGGGAAAUGACCCAGGGCUCGUAUUUAGAGAUCAAGAAGCAGAUGGACAAACUGGACCCUUUGGCCCAUCCCCUGUUACAGUGGAUUAUUUCCAGUAAUAGAUCUCAUAUUGUCAAGUUGCCUCUUAGUAGGCAACUGAAAUUCAUGCACACUUCCCACCAGUUCCUGCUGCUCAGCAGCCCUCCAGCCAAGGAGGCUCGUUUCCGCACUGCCAAAAAGCUCUACGGCAGCACCUUUGCCUUCCAUGGUUCCCAUAUAGAGAACUGGCACUCUGUUCUGAGAAAUGGACUAGUCAAUGCCUCUUAUACCAAACUGCAGCUGCAUGGCGCAGCAUAUGGAAAGGGCAUCUAUCUCAGCCCCAUCUCCAGCAUAUCUUUUGGAUACUCUGGAAUGGGGAAAGGACAACACCGCAUGCCCACCAAAAAUGAACUGGUGCAGCGUUACAAUCGCAUGAACACCAUACCACAGCAGAGUCGUCCAAUCCAAUCGAGAUUUCUGCAAAGUCGAAACUUGAACUGCAUUGCACUUUGUGAAGUGAUCACAUCCAAGGAUCUGCAGAAGCACGGCAACAUUUGGGUGUGUCCUGUGUCGGACCACGUUUGUACUCGCUUCUUUUUUGUGUAUGAAGACGGCCAAGUGGGAGACGCCAACAUUAACACACAGGAGCCCAAGGUGCAGAAAGAGAUCAUGCGCGUGAUCGGGACCUAGAUCUGCAUCAUCAGGCUGAUGGAGGCUUUUGCAAGACAGGAUUCACUUCAUGUAAAAGUAGAUCCAUGCAUCGCCGUGGGUGAGAGGUGCGCAGAGCAGCGGGGGGGGGGAAAGAAAAAAAAAAUCAAGCAAGUGAAUGUCUUGGAGGAAGCGAGUUGACCUGAGAUCUAUUGGGAGGACAUUCUUGUGUUCUUUUCAUUGGACUAUCUUACGCUCUUGCGGACACUCUUUACCGUAAAAAUGUUUACCGUUUGGAAAAAAUAAAUCUGGCAUGGCUUUUCCUCAGUUACAACCUGCUUCAUCUCUUUUCUUGCCGCACAUGUAUUGUAUCUCCAGCUAUAUUUUUUUCAUUUUCUAUAUACAAUUAUACUGUAUAUGUAUUCCAAUGAUCGCUACAUUCAUUUGUGGGUCACCUGUAAAGGAUGUAAACACACACGGGAGUUUUAUCUCCUAAUUUUCCUUAAUCCUCCUAGGAGCUUUAAAAUAUGAUGCAAAACAAAUAUUGUGUAUUGGGCUUUUUCAAAUACAGUAGUUAUGUGUUUUUAGAUUUGCAGGGCAAGCCGCAUCAGGCAUUCUGGCGGGCCAUACAUAGCUCAUCGUCGGUUCCCCGCCAGAGCAAGAGAUGAUCGCACAUUAUUUUUCAUGUUGAAUAUUGUUUGAGUAAUGGCACCAAUUAUGUCUAUACAAUUGUGAUUUAAAGGGCAAGCGCAGCUCUUGUCAUUUGGUCCUUGGCCAAUGGAAUUUGUUUGCCAGAAUUCAAUAAGGGCAGUUUUGAACUAUCCACUAAAGGCACUUUGAUAUGAUGAGAUUCAUCAAUAGUGUUUGUUAUUUUCCAAACAUUGCACGAGGUAAAAUGUCCUUAAUACUGAAGUGAAAAAGAAUGUGUUUUUUGGUUAUUUGUUCCUCAGUUCCUACACAUAGCAGGCAUUCUCUAGGGCAGAUAAAUCUAUUAUACUGGAAUUUGAUUUUUCUGUCCAUUGUUUGAGCAGUACAUUUAUUACGCAAAACUAUUGUCUAUUGAGCACAACUUUACCAAGUUGUUGGUAAAAUGAAAAAUGUCAGCUAAUUUUGACAUCAAAAGAUCUACUGAGUUCCCAACCAAAUGAAUGAAUGACAAGAUUGUGUAACUAAACAGCACCUUACAGUAAUGUAUUCAUUUUCCAUGAUUGAUAUGUUACUUUUGUGGGCAUUACUUUGUCCUGUCAAAAUCAACUUGAGAAAAUACUACAAAAUAUGUUCCGCGAGUCCUGACGAAACAAAUUGGAUGUAUUAACUGCACAUAUUAGCAAAUUAUAACCCUGUAUAGAUAAUUUGGUUUCUCAGUUUAUAAUUUAUUGUAUGUCGAUAAUUUGUGGGCAGCCAUUUUCUCUACAUUGUAUGAGACAUUGCACUUAACCCUUGCCUAAAACGACAUGUCCUUUGCAUCCUGGAGGGAAAAGGAAAUAUAAGUACAUUGUCAUAUUCUGAACUAUGUAUGUCUGUACAGAGAAGGGCUGUAAAUAUGGAUGAAAUAUAUCCAGCAAAGAACUGGUGCUUGUUUUUUUUUUUUUGGUUUUGUUUUUUUUAAUUCUCUUGCCGCUUGUCUCCAGUGUGGAAACUAAAGAAGAUGGUCAGUGAUGUGAAGUGGGUUUAAGAAAAUAAAAUUCUGAUUUUG